Messenger RNA from Neltuma alba, 723 nucleotides. Its product is annotated as mitochondrial fission 1 protein A-like. Gene Ontology annotation, biological process: mitochondrial fission; autophagy of mitochondrion; peroxisome fission. NCBI's taxonomy places the organism in Eukaryota, Viridiplantae, Streptophyta, Magnoliopsida, Fabales, Fabaceae. Gene Ontology annotation, cellular component: mitochondrial outer membrane; peroxisomal membrane. The transcript has 5 exons. Gene Ontology annotation, molecular function: protein binding. Bases 59 to 550 code for a protein of 163 amino acids. The record is from RefSeq and is a predicted model, not a curated record.
ACCUCUUUUGCUCCCCGCACAUUUCAGGCGCUGAGAGCGUUAUUGCGCGAUCUCGAAAAUGGACAAGAUAAUCGAGUCCAUCGGUUCGUUCUUUGGUGGCAGCGAUCAGAUCCCUUGGUGCGACCGCGACGUCAUUGCUGGCUGUGAGAGAGAAGUUUCGGAUGCUUCAAAUGGUGAUUCUGAGGAGCGGAAGAGUGAAAGCAUCAUGAGAUUGUCGUGGGCGCUUGUUCAUUCAAGGCAACCAGAAGAUGUGCAACGGGGGAUAGCCAUGCUUGAAACUUCUCUGGGAAAUAAUACCAGUCCUUUGCACCAAAGAGAGAAGCUAUAUCUUCUUGCUGUUGGAUAUUAUAGGAGUAGUGAUUAUUCUAAGUGUCGGAUGCUUUUGGAUCAGUGUUUAGAGAUUGCACCUGAUUGGAGGCAGGCUCUGUCCCUCAAGAAAACUGUUGAAGACCGAAUUGCUAAAGAUGGUAUUAUUGGAAUUGGCAUCACUACCGCAGCUGUUGGACUUAUAGCUGGAGGACUUGCAGCAGCGUUUGCCCGCAGGGGAUGAGACAUUCCCUACUCAUAGAGACAUGCUUGCGAUUUUGGACUCUUGUUUUAGUUUUCUUCAAGAAGCGUGUUAAAAGGUCAAUGAGUUGACAACUGCUACUUCUAACGUUUUAAAUCCUCUCCAAACAUUAAGAUACACAAACCGUAAAAGAAUUACUGUUUUUCAGUACGAUA